UUGCGGUUCUCACGCCCCUUCGGUGGGGAGGGGGUGUUUAACCCGAGGCCUUCGGUCCUUCGGUGUCUUGUGAGUGUUCUGUGUAGGUACAUGUUCUGCUCUUAAGUUGAUAAAUAGACAUAUAUCGAGCGUGUCCACGUCUCCUCACCGAUCCUUAGGAGUCCUUUGGCACCAUGUCCUGUGUGCAUUAUAAAUUCGCUUCCAAACUCAACUAUGACACCGUCACCUUUGAUGGACUGCACAUCUCCCUCUGCGACCUAAAGAAGCAGAUUAUGGGGAGAGAGAAGCUGAAAGCUGCCAACUGCGACCUGCAAAUCACCAACGCGCAGACCAAGGAAGAAUAUACUGAUGAUAAUGCUCUGAUUCCUAAGAAUUCAUCUGUAUUUGUUAGAAGAAUUCCUAUUGGAGGUGUUAAAUCUACAAGCAAGAGGUACGUUAUAAGUCGACCUGAACCAGUGAUGGGAACUUCAAAAGCAAUUGAUGACUCUUCUGCAUCUAUUUCUCUGGCCCAGCUUACAAAGACUGCCAAUCUGGCUGAAGCCAAUGCUUCUGAAGAAGAUAAAAUUAAAGCAAUGAUGUUGCAAUCUGGCCAUGAAUACGACCCAAUCAAUUACAUGAAGAAGCCUCUAGGUCCACCACCUCCAUCUUAUACCUGUUUCCACUGUGGUAAACCUGGCCAUUCUAUUAAGAAUUGCCCAACAAAUGGGGAUAAGAACUUUGAACCUGAAGCAUAUGCAAUUGGGAAGAAAGAAAAGCCACCUUUCUUACCAGAGGAGCCCUCUCCAUCUUCUGAAGAGGACGACCCUAUCCCAGAUGAGUUGCUGUGUCUCAUCUGCAAAGACAUCAUGACUGAUGCCGCUGUCAUUCCCUGCUGUGGAAACAGCUACUGUGAUGAGUGUACUACGGAAACAGUUACCCCCACCACCACCCCCAAUACCGCCUCCGAGAUCACUCCUUCAGCGGAAUCUACAACCUCUGAUGAGAUCUCCAAUAUCAAGACAACAAGAUCCUCUGAUGAUUCCAGUGAUGUCUUCAUCAGGCCACCCGGCUCCCUCUAUAUCUUCAUUAACUUCUAG
Myotis brandtii (Brandt's bat) is the source of this 1076-nucleotide messenger RNA. Its product is annotated as E3 ubiquitin-protein ligase RBBP6-like. Gene Ontology annotation, biological process: ubiquitin-dependent protein catabolic process; mRNA processing; protein ubiquitination. Gene Ontology annotation, cellular component: nucleus. The transcript is spliced from 3 exons. Gene Ontology annotation, molecular function: nucleic acid binding; zinc ion binding; ubiquitin protein ligase activity. The record is from RefSeq and is a predicted model, not a curated record. NCBI's taxonomy places the organism in Eukaryota, Metazoa, Chordata, Mammalia, Chiroptera, Vespertilionidae. The coding region runs from base 174 to 1076 and encodes 300 amino acids.